AAAUGUGAAUUGCAAUGGGAUUGCUCAUGUUUAAACAAUUUUAAUUGAUUAAUUAACAACCAAAUCACCAAAAGCAAUAACAAUAAACGCCAAAAGUCUCAUAGGAAAAUCACAAAAUCAAUUUGAUCAUAUUUAACCUUUAACUUGUUGAAGUGUUUUUGUAAAUUGAUAAGCAAAUCGUCUGUUAAUCAUUAUUACAAGACUUAAUUAAUAACUUACAUUGAUUCAGUAAUUCAAUAUUACAGCCAGUAAGGCAACAACUUGGCCUAACCAAAACAUCAACAUUUUGUGUUUGUGUUUAAAUCUCGCUAGUUUCAACAAGAUGAAACUCUGUGAUUGUGAUUAACAUUACAAUUAUCAUUUGUUUCAUCGUUUAGUUUCAUCUUUCACCAUCUUUAACUCAAUUUACUGACCAAAAGAUGGACUAAGAAACACUCUUAUCCCAAGCUUGAUUGGCCAGUUAAACCUUAAACUCCACCUUUUGCUUAGUUUUUUUCAACAUUUGCUUUUUUCGCUGCAAACUAAACUCACUUGAGUUGUUGAUUUGUUCAGGUUAACUUGUUUUAUUUUUACAACAUGAAACAAUUUACAAACCAUAUUAUACAUUAAAAAUGAUCAAUUUGUGCUUUUAAUCAACUUUAACUGUUUCUCCUAAACCAGCAUUUUCACUGUAACCAACGUAACCAUAAGCCAAGUUUAACCUGUUGAAUAAAUUUUACCCAACAUUUGCUGUGUACAAAAAAACAGCAACCUUUUAAUAUUUGUGAUCUUCACUUAUUUACCUUCUUACUUUCAAUUUUAAUGCCUGCUGAUUAAUUGCUGAUUAUAAUAGUUGAUUAACUAACAAUAUACCUAUUGUUAUUUUUGCCCUAAUCAUCAUCUUUUACAUUGAAAUUGUAUUCUUGAUACAAGAAGGAGAAGAGAAACAAAAAAGAUCAACUUGAAGAGCUUUUGUUUUGUUUCCACAAUAACAACAACUUGUCUUUACCUUUUUAAUCUUUGCUCAGUUACAAUUAAUCAAUUGAACAUCAUCUUGUUCAUCAUCAUCUUGAUCAUCAUCAACAACAACAAUCAUCUUAUUCUUCUUCUUUGGAUAAAACAAGAUAAUUCAAUGAUCUUCACAUUUAAUCAACUCACUUUAUCAAGCAACAGUGAGUAUCCUUUUUCAACCAUGGAAACGUCAGAUUCAAAGUGUAUUCAAAUAAAAUCCUACAGUUCAACCAAAUCACCCUUUUCAUCAUCUACCUCAACAAGCAACAUUUCAAGCUUACCAAUGUGUCUAUCAAAUGUAUCAUUUUAUCCUUUUACCUUCUCAACUUUUCGUCCAUCAUCACCAUCAAAUUCACAUUUAUCAUGCAUUUUCCAAUGUUCACAUGUUAAUAAAUCAUCAUCAACGUCAUCCAAAUCAACAACAAAAAGCAACUCUUUCUCACCGCAAAACCUUUGGAUUGCAACUUUAAUGUUAACACUUUUUACAUUGACAAGUCAUCUGGCUGAAGGUUUAAGGAUUCGUAGGUUAACAAGUAUACCUGAAAUUUGUGCCAAUGUUACCGAUUUAACUCAUGACCAAUUGAUUGCUUGUCGUGAACAAUCACAAGCUGUACUGGCUGUGUCUGAAGGAACCAUCAAAGGUAUAUUCGAGUGUCAAGAACAGUUUAAAAAUGAACGCUGGAAUUGCACUCCAGACGCUAAAGGAAACAUCUUCAACAAAACACCUCAAAGAGGUAGUCAAGAGACAGCCUUCUUCUAUGCAAUUACCAGUUCAGGUGUGGUCCACUCAUUAAGUCAAACUUGUCGAAGUGGUAACAUAACUGAUUGUAGCUGUGAUAGACGUAUGACAUCUUCAUCUGACGGUGGCUGGAAAUGGGGUGGCUGUUCAGAUAAUAUUGAUUAUGCCAUGAAUUUUGCAAAGAAAUUUGUCGAUUCUCCAGACGAGGAAGUUCUUAAACGUAAACCUGAUGAUCCUGAAGCACUGAUGAAUCUACACAAUAAUAGAGCUGGUCGAUUGGCUGUAUAUCGUAAAAUGGAGAGUAGAUGUCGGUGCCACGGUAUUUCUGGUUCUUGUGAAUUGAAAACAUGUUGGAGAGUUUUACCUAAUUUCUCACAAGUUGGCAGUUAUUUGAAAGAAAAGUAUGAAAAAUCAAUCAAAAUAAAGAGAAAUGUCAAAAGCAAAGACAAAAAAGGUAUCUCUAAAAGGAGGAGAGGUCGUAAAGCUGAUCAGGUUAACGAAGAUGACUUGGUUUAUAUUCGUAAAUCUCCCAACUAUUGUGAGCAUGCACCUCAUUUGGGCAUUUUGGGUACUUCAGGUCGCCGUUGUAAUAAAAACUCAGAGGGACCAGAUUCUUGUGACCAUUUGUGCUGUGGUCGGGGCUAUAAUACCCAAACUAUUGUUAAACCUGGCCUUUGUAACUGUCGUUUUCGCUGGUGCUGUCAAGUUAUUUGUGAUCCUUGUCAAUCAAAGGAGGAAUUAAUUUAUACGUGUAAAUAGCAAGUUUUACAAAAGCAACUCAUCAACAUACAAAUGAUUGAAGUAACAUCUCAAAUCUGAAGAUCAUGAUCGUAGCUAAAAAGCAAGUCAAAGUAAAGUUUAUACAAAUUGAAGGAAAGAUUGUUUUACCAGUUAUCAUCUUUCAAAAUGUCUUUUAUUGUGUUAUAAAGUUAAAUCAUUUUGAUUGUGGUCUAUGAAACAAAGACAAGGUGAUCGAAAACCUGCCAAAUUUAUUCCGUCAAAGAGAAGGGUAAAUUACAAAUCCUCUUCGCUACCUUUUUGCAUUUCUCCUGGUUGGUCAUCUCUUUAUAACCUACAAGUUACCUGACAAAACCUUAAAUUGACCAUAACAAUGCAAUUUUUGAGCUUUUUUGAGCAUCAACUUUGAGCACCGAUAUUAUCAUUGCUGUGUGUUUAGGCAUGCAUUAUUAUUGAUUAGACCCGACUUACAAGAGGGAUAAACAAAGAAGGCGGAAGGAAGGCCAAAAAAGCAAAGCGAUCUUCUCAAAGAAAUAAACUAAUCCGUCUUAAUGUGAGCUUUUCAUGGUCUAUCUCAAGUUCAAGAACUUUUUCUCACUGAAAACAAGUAAUACAACUGAUUAUCAAUUACCUUCAUCGCUUUCAAAAGAUUCACCAAAAGAAGGAUCAAAAAGCCAAACCUCUAAAAUAAUUCAAUACUGGAACCUGAGAUGGGAUUAAGAUGAUGACCGUUAUUAUCAUGUUCAGAAGAAAAAUUAAAAAGAUUCAAUAAGUUCAUGUGUAAAUGAAGAUCAAUGAAGAUCAUGGAAAGCGUUAUAAUGAUAAUACGACUUGGAAUCUGUAUUUAGCUGCACGCAAUGGUUUGGUCACUAAGUGAUUUUAAUCAUUGGAAACAUUAUGCUUGAAAUUACAAGAGAGAAUAUAUCUGAUUAAUUUGAGACAAUCCGUUUACUUAAUUGGGACGAUUAAUAUCAAACGGAGUUGAAAAACACAAGAAUUAACUUAUCCUUUGAUAAAAAAGAAGCAUUUUUAUUGCAAUUAUUAAAUUGAUUAUUAUUUUUAAAUACUAAAGCAGUUAUUGAAGAAACACACAGCCAAUUAUUGGAACAUUAAGAAUCUCUUCUCUUGAAUCCAUUCAACUAUUCAAUCCAUUUCAAGUGUUUUCAACAAUUUCAAGUCAAUUAAUUUUCUUAAGCCAGCCAGGAUGGUUGAAUAAUCCAAUUUUGCUAUUUAGUGAAAACUGCUCUUCAAAAUACAAUUUAUAUCUUAUUCCAAUAACUAAUUUGUUAAUACAUUACCAAUGAUUGCUUUUUUGUAUUAUAAUAAACUUAAAUUGCAUUUUGUUUUUAUUAUACCCUUU
Molecule: messenger RNA, 3827 nt
Organism: Tetranychus urticae (two-spotted spider mite)
Lineage: Eukaryota; Metazoa; Arthropoda; Arachnida; Trombidiformes; Tetranychidae
Product: protein Wnt-7b
Biological process (GO): neuron differentiation; canonical Wnt signaling pathway; cell fate commitment
Cellular component (GO): extracellular region
Molecular function (GO): cytokine activity; frizzled binding
Source: RefSeq, a predicted model, not a curated record